Molecule: messenger RNA, 797 nt
Organism: Trypanosoma theileri
Lineage: Eukaryota; Euglenozoa; Kinetoplastea; Trypanosomatida; Trypanosomatidae
Exons: 1
Source: RefSeq, a predicted model, not a curated record
UUAGUCUUUCUGUGAGCUCUAACACCGCUCAGAGUAUUGCUUCCGGUAGUAGUGGUAGUAGUGGUGGUGGUGUCAGCCGAAUGUGGGCGAGCAAACAUUCGGAUGAACCUAGGACAGAGUCGUGCAGCAGUGGCCACCGUGCCCCGCGUCACCCAAAGCUGUUUAUGGAUGUAGGAUCGCUAACAGUGUGGUUGGCGGAGGAGCACGCUGAAUUCAGAUCACACAUGCUCCAUAAUCCUUCUGUGUGGACCUUCGGUCGUCUUUUGGGCUUCUUAGGGAAGCGGCGCUUCAUGGAGCAGCUGUGGGACUUUUGUCUCUCUAGUUACUGCGUGGUGCCCAGGUGCGUCCUCACCGCUGCUGCUGAAAACAGGGUUCCUGAACACCACCGUGAGGGGUGGGAGCGCCUCUGCCGGCAGUACACCGCCCCUGUGGCGGUGAUGGGACCGCUGACAAGCACCGUGUCGGACCUUUCUGCAUUUGGAGGGGAUGCAUGUACACGUUUUUUUGGUGCAGGGGCACCGCACGACGGCCCUCGGAAUCCGCUAUUCUUCCGAAAGGGUGGGUCGCCGGCGGCAUCGGUGCUUUCGAUCAAUUCCCUCACCCAUGAACCAGACGAAGUGCACUCGUGGACGGGAGGCCAGAGCGUGGGCGGCGGGGCGACAACAACACACAGCAACCUGGAGGUCUGUACCAGUGGCACUUUCUCUCGUCCCGGUGAGCGCUGCGUUAUUAUGAAGGCGCGGCGCCCCAUCAACGCAGGAGAUGAACUGCGCUACGAAGCCACCCCCUUGCCGUAA